AAAAGAAAAUGUGGAUCUCAGAAACUAACACCUUGUUUUCACUUGAAGAAACUGGUCUUUGGUGAGGUGAUGGGGCAAAGUGUGCUACUUCACCAUCAUCAGCAACCGUCUCGGAAGCUUGUAAGUAUUCGGUUUGCUCUAAAUUAGUCGUUUCUUCGUAUCUUUUCAAGAACCCUUUGUUUGUGGGACAACCAUUGUCUAUUCGCGGAAAUGCCAUCCCAGGACUCCGCCCGAGCUGGGGGUGGGGAAGAAGCCGUGCGUGGAGAGAUCGACUGAGAAUUAAACUGAGCGAACAAAGAGAACUCCCGGCAGCCGGCAGCCUUGCGCCAGCUCCUCUCAGCUGCAUCAGGAGACUCCAGAGGGUCAGACCGAGGGUGCAGGCUGCUCCGACUGGCCUCCCAAGGAAAAGAGCUCAAGUAAAUAAUUGAUGGAGAUUGAUCGGACCCGAGACAAAGCUUUGCUGGAAACCAAUACAUCCGAUUUUAAGCGGUUUUGGAGUCUUCUGCCAAAUACAGGAAAUGGGAGUAGGGCAAGGAUUUUGAUGAGCCAGGCUGAUAAUUCUCCAUCUCGGGCGUGGCUCUGGCCUUUUUGUCUUCUUGCCUCCCAUCAACUACCCCUGUUCCCCAUCCUCACCUACUCUUUCCUCUUUAAGCAAUCACUCCCUUUACUUCUCUCCUGCCCUCCCUCCAAUCCCGCCCUCUUUCCAGCCCAGUCCGGUGAGGUCAGCUCAUAAAUACUGCUGUACUUCCUGGGGAGCGUCUGGCACAGCUUGGUACCCGGAGCAUUGGGCUGCUGCAGUUGCAAUUCCAGCCCAGCUAGGCACCCGCCGGCUAGGAACCCGCUCCCAGAGUUCCGCGUCUUUGUAGUUACCGCCUUUGUUUGGCGAACCCGAGUGGGUGUGGAUCCCAUGCAAGCAAGCCUGCUCAGCAAGAAAGUCUUCUAGAACACUACGAAGUUGAACACUCUCUGAAAGAUAGAAAAAUAACCUCGAGGGCUCCGAAAUAACAGGAAGAAAGCGGUGUUGAUUUGCAUCAACUUCCUGGAAGCGACGCCUCUGCAGAGAAGUGAGAACUUCUGGAUUUUUAAGGAGAUGAGAAUGAGAAACGGGGUGGGUCCUGGGAUAGAUAGGAUUUGAGAUGGAAAGGGUUGAUUUAGUCCUUAUUUAAAUUGCUUGGAUGAUGAUUUCUACUGUAGAAAGCCUUGGGAUGCAGUACCUUCCUAUUGCUAGUGACAGUCGCCAGGUGCCUUAGAUUGAGUUAGUUACUGAAACCCAAGUUUUCUCUGAGGUUAAAGUUGUCUGGGAUCAGGCUUCAGUUCAUGACUUCUCAGCUCCUGUGUGGUUUUGCUUAGUUAAAUAUAACUUUGUAUUGCCAGUAUAAUUAAGUUGGAUGGCCCACAUUAGUCUGACCCAUGGUAAAGUAGGCCAGACAUUCUAGCAGUGGCUAACUUUGUUUUCCCCUCUGAUGUAGUCUUUGCUUAAUCUUUGUUUUACAACGUGAGCUGAAAAGAUAUUGCAGAGGCAGAAAAGGAGGUGGGGUAUUUGGUUGCUAGAAAUGAUUAUAUUCUCAAGAUACAACAGAUAAUAACAGUAAUAAUGUAAGAAAGUUCCUGGGAAAUCAUCUCUCCGAAACGAUGUGUGCGUAAGAGAAGUUUGUGUGUAGUCGUGGCCUUUCUGUGUUUUAUAGAUAAAUAAUGUUCUCCUGAAAAGUGAGCCAAAUGAACUAGUUGACUGGGUCACCGGACAGGAACACAGGGCAGAAGCUUGUUUUCCAGUUUAAAGUGGUCGGUUUAUUUUGGGAAGAUAACCACAUAUCUUACACCAUAAAGGAAGAUGAAUAGCUUUCUGGGUAUAGAAUCUUCUGUUUCAAAAUCGGGCUCUGAGUGAACAUUCUAACAUUUUUAAAAUUUAAAUUUAAUUUUAUGUGUAUGGUAUUUUGCCUGCACGCUUCCAAUGGGUGGGGCUAUAUCCCUACAUGCAUGUAUAUUUGUGUAACAUAUCUAGACCUGAUGCCCAGGGAGGCCAGGUCCCAUGGAACUGGAGUUUCAGACAGUUGUGAGCUUCCAUGUGGGUGUUGGGAAUAGAACAUGGAUCCUCUGGAAUAGCAGUCAGUACUAUUAACUGCUGAUCCGCUUCUCCAGGCACAUGACUGGGCAUUUUAAAGCUUCAGCUUAGUUUAUUAUAUACCAUCUAGGGGGAUGGUCAAAACUGAAACUUUUUUCUGCAUUGCACUUACAACUCAGCGCUUCAUAAGCACAGAAAAGUGUGGACAAAUUCAUCACUGAAAACUUCACAGCCUGCUUAUCAGAUUUCCCAAAAAGUAUUUUUGAGCUAUAAAAAUAAUCUCUUUGGGAUUUCCAAUGACUGAAUCUUAUUUCUGAUGCUACCAUUUUUUUUUUAAAUCUUGAGACUGGGAUUUAUUUAUAGUCACUCUUUGUAUUUUCUUUUGUGUUCUGUUCUAAAGAAAGUUGGCUGUAAUUAUCUAAAGACAACAUUAGGGGCCGGAGCAGAAUCCGAAAAAUGUCAUUUAUCUACAGUAGAUAUUCUCUAGGAUCUUACAUCAUAACAGUGUUUCUUUAACUGACACCUGGGGAUACGAAUUAAGUAAAAAUUUUCCCCACUAAACCGUGUUUUAAAUACAGAUUUGAAGCUGAAGAAAGCCGUUUGACAACUAUAAUGUGUAAACAUUUCCUUUGCCUUCCGAAGUCUCUUCAGGACCUUAUUCCUCCGCCCACUCCACCAUUUUCUUUCCCAUUCAUUUCUUUCUGAAGCCGUGUCUAACCCUUUCCAAAACCUGCUACCUAAGGAACACAAGCUUUAUCUGCCUUUGACUGAGAUGGAGUAAGACGGAAACAGCGCCACGUUGGACAAAAUGAGAAGCAACAGCCUUGUACCCUUUUCUUAGUCAAGGGUUUCAUGAAACGCUGGAUUUCCAAAUCUCCUUUUUUCUCUGUCCAGAAAAUUCAUCUUUAACUCUGCAACGACGUAAACAUACUGUAUAUUUCUCUUCUUUUAUUUCCGUCCCAGCUUAGAAAGGAAGGUUGGUGGCAAAAAAGGAGAGAAGAGGAUGGCGUAGAGAUGGACGGUUCCAAGUCACAUCCGGUAGGUUCUCCCUAGACUGCCAUGAGUCAGCCACCGUCCGGGGGCGCUGCCCCAGUCGCAACCUCAGUUUCUGCUGCCACCGCAGCCACGGAGGCUCGCCUGCACCCAGAGGGCAGUAGCAGAAAGCAGCAGCGAGCUCAAUCACCUGCUAGGCCUAGGGACAAUUCUUUCCGACAGACCGCCGCGGCCACGCGAUCCCCUCUUGGCGUUGGCACUAAACUCAAUUCCGUUCGGCAGCAGCAGCUGCAGCAACAACAGCAGCAGCAGCAGGGUAACAAGAUAACCGGUCGUGGCGCCUCUGGAGCCGGCUCCAGAGGAUGCGGAGGCGGGGCGGAGAAGGCAACGCCCGUGGUACCCAAAGGGGCUGCUUCAGGAGCUGUCCAGCCCGCGCCUGGUGCUGAAGGGCCCCCCGCGGCGAUCCUGGCCUCUGUGAGCUCCAGGAGGCCCGGGCCUUCAGAGGAGUCAUCCCGAGAGAUAGAAUCAGUGCCCUCGAAAGUCGGGGAACCCCCUCCGCUCGGGGGAGGAGGAGGGGGCGGGGAAGGAGGAGGAGCCGGCGGCGGCCCGGGGGACCGGGAGGGGGGCGCACCGCAGCCGCCGCCGCCCAGGGUUUGGCGAGGAAAAGGCGUCCGCACUUCUCAGAGGGGUAGUAGCGGCGGGGAGGGGGUCUCCCCUUCGCCACCCACCGCUGCUGCAAGCAGAGCCCCCGGCCCGGGCAGCAGAAACUCUGGAAGCGGCGUCGCAGGGGGCGUUAGCGGAGGUGGAGGGAGCUACUGGAAGGAGGGUUGUCUGCAGUCUGAGCUCAUCCAGUUCCAUCUCAAGAAGGAGCGGGCGGCAGCGGCGGCGGCGGCCGCGGCUCAGAUGCACACUAAAAACGGUGGCGGUGGCAGCCGCAGCUCCCCGGUCGCCGGCGCCCCUGCCAUCUGUGAGCCCCUUGUGGUCCCCUCCUCCUCCCCAAUGGCGGCCGCCGCCGAAGGCCCCCAGCAGAGCGCAGAGAGCAGCGGCAACGGCGGGGCCAUGCAGGCGGCGGCUCCCCCUUCGUCGCAGUCGCACCCGCAGCAGCUCCAGGAGCAGGAAGAUAUGCAGGAGGAGAUGGAGAAGCUGCGGGAAGAGAACGAAACUCUCAAGAACGAGAUCGACGAGCUGAGAACCGAGAUGGACGAGAUGAGGGAUACUUUCUUCGAGGAGGACGCCUGUCAGCUGCAGGAGAUGCGCCAUGAGUUGGAGAGAGCCAACAAAAACUGCCGGAUCCUGCAGUACCGCCUCCGCAAAGCCGAGCGCAAAAGGCUCCGCUACGCGCAGACCGGGGAAAUUGAUGGCGAGCUGUUGCGCAGCCUGGAGCAGGACCUCAAGGUUGCAAAGGAUGUAUCUGUGAGACUUCACCAUGAACUGGAAAAUGUGGAAGAAAAGAGGACAACAACAGAAGAUGAAAAUGAGAAGCUGCGGCAGCAACUUAUAGAAGUCGAAAUUGCGAAGCAAGCCUUACAAAAUGAACUGGAGAAAAUGAAGGAGCUAUCCUUAAAAAGAAGAGGAAGUAAAGAUUUGCCAAAAUCUGAAAAAAAGGCUCAACAGACACCCACAGAGGAGGACAAUGAGGAUCUGAAGUGCCAGUUGCAGUUCGUUAAGGAAGAAGCUGCCCUGAUGAGAAAGAAAAUGGCCAAGAUUGAUAAAGAAAAAGACCGAUUUGAGCACGAACUCCAAAAGUACAGAUCUUUCUAUGGGGACCUGGACAGCCCUCUACCCAAAGGAGAAGCUGGGGGACCUCCAAGCACGAGGGAGGCGGAGCUCAAGCUGCGGCUGCGGCUGGUGGAGGAAGAGGCUAACAUCUUGGGCAGGAAAAUAGUAGAACUCGAGGUGGAAAACCGUGGCCUGAAGGCGGAACUGGACGACCUGCGGGGCGACGACUUCAAUGGCUCGGCCAACCCCCUCAUGAGGGAGCAAAGCGAGUCCUUGUCAGAGCUGCGACAGCACCUGCAGCUGGUGGAAGAUGAGACCGAGUUGCUGCGGAGGAACGUGGCCGACCUGGAGGAGCAGAACAAACGCAUUACUGCUGAGCUCAACAAGUACAAGUACAAGUCCAGCGGCCAUGACAGCUCGAGGCACCACGACAGCGCCAAGACCGAGGCCCUGCAGGAGGAGCUGAAGGCAGCGCGCCUGCAGAUCAACGAGCUGAGCGGCAAGGUCAUGCAGCUGCAGUACGAGAACCGCGUGCUCAUGUCCAACAUGCAGCGCUACGACCUGGCCUCACACCUGGGUAUUCGUGGAAGCCCCCGCGACAGUGAUGCAGAGAGCGAUGCGGGCAAGAAGGAGAGCGACGAUGACUCCCGACCACCCCAUCGUAAGCGAGAAGGGCCUAUUGGUGGCGAGAGCGACUCCGAGGAAGUGCGGAAUAUCCGCUCGCUCACGCCCACCCGCUCCUUCUACCCCACACCCGGUCCCUGGCCCAAGAGCUUCUCGGAUCGACAGCAGAUGAAGGACAUCCGCUCCGAGGCCGAGCGCCUGGGAAAGACCAUCGAUCGGCUCAUCGCAGACACGAGCACCAUCAUCACUGAGGCGCGCAUCUACGUGGCCAACGGGGACCUAUUCGGACUGAUGGACGAGGAGGACGACGGCAGCCGCAUCCGGGAGCACGAGCUGCUCUACCGCAUCAACGCUCAGAUGAAGGCUUUCCGCAAGGAGCUGCAGACCUUCAUCGACCGCCUGGAGGUGCCCAAGUCUGCGGAUGACCGCGGCGCCGAGGAGCCCAUAUCCAUGUUCCAGCCCAUCAUUUUACUUAUUCUCAUCCUUGUGUUAUUCUCCUCACUUUCUUACACAACAAUAUUUAAACUUGUCUUCCUUUUCACACUGUUUUUUGUACUGUAAAUCUUUCCCCAUUUAUCAUUCGUUGUCGU
Messenger RNA from Chionomys nivalis (European snow vole), 5988 nucleotides. RefSeq names its product SOGA family member 3 (gene Mtcl3). The transcript is spliced from 6 exons. The coding region runs from base 3122 to 5959 and encodes 945 amino acids. Gene Ontology annotation, biological process: regulation of autophagy. The record is from RefSeq and is a predicted model, not a curated record. Lineage: Eukaryota; Metazoa; Chordata; Mammalia; Rodentia; Cricetidae.